AUGUCCAGGCGUAAACAGGCCAAGCCGCGCGCCUGCUUGAAACUUGGCGAAAAGGAGGAUGAAAAUGGCGGCGAGACAACAAAAACGCCCAAAGCCUCGGAUUUGCUAGAGCCCAAAGAGGAGCUGCUGAGCGCCGACGAAGAGGAGGAGGAGGAAGAUGAAGCAGACGCAGAGCCGAGCCAGCACAUGACAGAGGCAGCUGAUGCAGACGAAGCCGACGAGGAUAUGGACGAGGAUGCGGAUGAGGAUGAGCUGGCGGAUGAUUUGCUUAGCCUCAGCGGCGAUGAGGACUACGACGAUGACGAGGAGCUGCACAGUCUGGACAGUUUCUAUUCCGACAUAUUCGACUCUAACAAGCAGCAGCAAUUUCUCACAGUGUACACACUUAGUUAA
This is a messenger RNA of Drosophila virilis, 393 nucleotides long. The record is from RefSeq and is a predicted model, not a curated record. Lineage: Eukaryota; Metazoa; Arthropoda; Insecta; Diptera; Drosophilidae.